GAUUCAAGAUUGUGCUGAAGCCUUCGGCGGUACCGUGAUGGAGAGCCGAUGCAUGGACUGGCCUUGAUUGAGAAGCCGCAAGACGGCGGCCUCUAUGCACCUCACAUGGUGGGACUCUGAAAUUUGUGGCGCGAUGGAGAGGAAGUCGCGAGAGUGCGGGUAUGAAAUUUCGGUUGUGACGCAUCCCAACCGACGAACCUGUCCGCAUCGCGUGGACGCAGGCAGCAGCAUCCGCCAGUCCGAUGCUUGGAAUCAAGCGUGCAUGCAUGCAUCUCACGGCUCACCUAGGCUCUUCGCCAGACCGCCGCCAGGCAGGCAACGCACAUCAACCACAGAGGUGGCACUAGCUGCGACUGCGCUCCUUUGCGCUCGUGAUUACCACACCAACCUCUACAUGUCUCACACGCUUGUCUUGCUUUGUGAUCGAGCACAGCAGCUAGGACGUGGCCAGCCCGCGCGCACGCUCACCACCCACAACUCACGACCGACUGCUGGCCACGACCGCGCCUGCCGCUUCACUCCCGCAAGGCGUCUCGAAGUACUGCGUGCCGAUUCAUGCGCCAUGUCAUCUCACCCUGCCCUUCCCUUCACCUUCGUUUCGACCAAGCCCACCUUUCUCAGCGCUUGCUCCUAUGCCCAAACGCCUAGUUAGGCCAUCUGCCCUAUUCAGAUCUUGGCGCCCUCGUCCAUUCGUCACUGCAUUGCAACGCUGGCCUCCAGUACCGCCUCAUGGACACUACUACUGUACCAGUACCGGUGUGCCACUUCAAGGAAAAUUCAUGCUCCGCAUCGGGCUUUGU
Ceraceosorus guamensis is the source of this 800-nucleotide messenger RNA. RefSeq lists its product as hypothetical. Bases 95 to 652 code for a protein of 185 amino acids. The transcript has a single exon. The record is from RefSeq and is a predicted model, not a curated record. Lineage: Eukaryota; Fungi; Basidiomycota; Exobasidiomycetes; Ceraceosorales; Ceraceosoraceae.